CACCGGGCUUGGCCUCCCUCCCUCCCCCCUGCUCACCAGCUUCCUGCUUGCCUCCUAGAAUGCCUCUCUGAAGACUGCCGCUCUGUAAUCCAGGAGCAGGCCUCCGCCCUGGGCCUCGCCAUGUUUGCCGUCUUGGUCAAGCGGUGCGCCCGGCUGUUGCAAGACGUCUCCCUGGCAGCUCAAGCCCAGGGAGACGCCGGAGACGGUGACAUCAAGGUCUCCGCUUUUCCACCGGAUCUGAGAGAGCUCCUUCCCAGCAUCAAGGUCUGGUCGGACUGGAUGCUCAGCCACUCGGACACCUGGAAUCCUCCACCCAGCGCGCUGGAGCUUCCCCAGUCGGCUUCGGUGGACGUGUGGGCAACGCUGGCAGACUUCUGCAACAUUCUGACCACCGUGAACCAGUCGGAGGUGCCCCUCUACAAGGACCCUGACGAGGACUUGGCCCAGCUGGGCCUGGAGGAGGAUCGGCUGCUCUCGGGUUUCGUCCCGCUGCUGGUUGCCCCCCAGGAGCCCUGCUACGUGGAGAACUCCUCGGACAAGGUUAUUGCGGCCGACUGCAAGAGGGUCACGGUGUUGAAGUAUUUCCUGGAAGCCCUCUGUGGCCAAGAAGAGCCAUUGCUGGCAUUCAAGGGUGGAAAGUAUGUGUCAGUGGCCCCCGUCCCAGACGCCAUGGGAAAGGAAGCGGCGGCCAGCCAGGAGGGAAAACAACUGGAAGAUCAGUGUUGUGCUGGUUGCCAUGGUGCUUCUCCUCCGUUUUCGCUUCCCUGCCCAAUCUGCAUGAAGGAGGACGACGUCCAGAUGGAGGCCUUGCGGGACGACUCAGAGGCGGAAGGCAGCGGUGGCGAGCUGGACAUCAGGGAGCUGCGGGCCAAGAAGCAAGCGCUGGCCAGGAAGGUGGCCGAGCAGCAGCGCCGGCAGGACAAGAUCCAGGCGGUGCUAAAGGACCAGGCCCAGGUGAGGCAGAUGGAGCUGGAGAUCCGCCCCGUGUUCCUGGUCCCGGACACCAACGGCUUCAUUGACCACCUGGGCAGCCUCGCCAAGCUUCUGGACUGCAGGCAGUUCAUCCUCGUGGUGCCCCUGAUUGUCAUCAAUGAGUUGGACGGGCUGGCCAAAGGCCCCGAAUCAGAGCACCGAGUUGGGGGCUAUACGCGCCCGCUGCAGGAGCGCGCCCGCAAGGCCGUGGACUUCCUGGAGGCCUGCUUUGAGAAACGCGACAGCUACAUCCGGGCCCUGACCAGCCGGGGCAACGAGCUGGAGUCCAUCUCCUUCCGCAGCGAGGACAUUUCCCGGCAGCAGGGGAACAACGAUGACCUGAUUCUCUCCUGCUGCCUCCACUACUGCAACGACAGAGCCAAGGACUUCAUGCCAGCUAAGAAAGACGACCCGAUCCGCCUGCUCCGGGAGGUGGUGCUGCUGACAGAUGACCGGAACCUGCGGGUGAAAGCCCUGACCCGCAACGUGCCCGUGAGGGACAUCCCCACGUUCCUGCGGUGGGCCCAGGAGGGCUGAGCAGGCACCUUCCCUGGGAAGCCGUGCAGCUCUUUGCCAACAUGGAGGGUGGCCUCAGGGCGUGCCCUUGCCCCAUGCCAGGGCUGUUGUGCUGCUACCGCUGCUGCCCCACCGCCACCAUCAUCGUUCCAGGAGACCCCAAGAACAAUAAAUGCAGCGUCUUCAACUCCACCUGGAAUGGCCGUGCUGUGGGUGCAAGCACACGCGUGGAGAAGGAGGCCCCUGGGCAGGUGGUCUUGUGGAGGGAGGCUAGAACGAGCAGGGUCCCUGGCCUCUGGGGCGAGGGGGAGAGGAGAGGCGAGGCUGGUCGGAGGAGCCCGAGUGGGCCUCUCCUCCCCCGGCUGAGCUGGAGCAGCUGCAGCAACCGGGCGCCCAGAGUGCCGCCCUCUGCCUGAAGCCAGCAUUGCUGCUCUUUGCCCCCGCCUGGGGCCAAGCGGCCACCUCCCUGCCCGUCUGUCUGUGGUUGUCUCAGGUUUUCAGCCCCUUCCCCAUCCAUGCCACUUCCCAGUCCCUCGUUCCCCAUGUGCCAUGGACUGACCCCCACCCCCACCCAGCGCACCUUCCAACCAAGCCAGCUCUUGCCGUGGGGUCACCUGUCGUGGGGCAUGAAGACAGAAGUCAAGAAUCAGAACAACUCUUAGGGUGGGAGCAAGGAGGCCGGACAAGUCCUUCUGGAGGAGAGCGGAGGGGCAGGCAGAAAAGGAGGGCCAAGGUCAUGGCACAGCAUCUCCCCUUGGUGCUCUGAGAGUGGUGCCGUGGGUGGGGAGAGACGCUUUCCCAAAGAGCUCCCUCCCCAUGGGAAGAGUUUCCUGCCGACGUGGGGGGGGCUGAGUGCCCCCAUGGGGCCAUGUACAGGGACUGCGAGCGGGAGUACCGGCUUGCUGCAGGGCUGAUGUGUGGAGGGCGGAAGAGCCCAGCCGUCUUCCCUUUCGAUGGGAUCUGCGCCCAGUGCCCCCCAGCCUUGGUACAGCCCCUUUGCAGGGGAGAGGAGGUCUCUUCUGCCCAUUCCAGACUGGCUUGGAUGGAGGGCUCAUGCCCACUUUUGUUCUGUUGUUUUCUUAAUAAACUUUUGGUAGGAAACCUU
Molecule: messenger RNA, 2593 nt
Organism: Python bivittatus (Burmese python)
Lineage: Eukaryota; Metazoa; Chordata; Lepidosauria; Squamata; Pythonidae
Source: RefSeq, a predicted model, not a curated record